AUGGUCAUCAAAGGAGCGCCUGAAUGGCGCAAACUACCCUCUUUCCGUUGGCGCAAGAUCAAUGGUGAAUGGACAAGCACUUUGCAUGGGCGCAUCCUGUCUCUAAGGCAGGAUCAUCUCCAUCUGCACUAUAGAGUGACUUGGCCAGACCCUCCCCCAUGGCCCCUAACCCCCUCGGCCUUGAAUGCUGAAGUCCAGAGGGGAGACGACACGGAGGAUCUCCUGCGUCGCUACUUUAGCCUGGAUCUGGACCUUGGUGCCUUGUACGAGCAGUGGUCAAGGGCGGAUCCCAACUUUGGCAGAAGAGCACCGGGCUUUACCGGCGUGCGUAUUCUUAGCCAGGACGCAUGGGAAGCGCUUCUAUGCUUCAUCUGCAGUAGCAACAACAAUAUAAGCCGCAUAUCCCAAAUGGCUCACAAACUGUGCAAACACUACGGCCCUCUUAUCGGCCAUGUUGGAGACGAAGCCCUCCACGAUUUCCCGACUCCCGACUCACUGAUUGGAAAGGAAGUCGAGUCGCAUUUGAGGGAGCUUGGCUUCGGAUAUCGGGCCAAGUACAUUGCCCAGACAGCCCGGGUCGUGGCUCUGGAGAAGCCAGCACUGUGGCUGGAGUCGCUGCGAAACCCCGAACACCGGGGUCCAAGGGACUACGAGGUGCCAGAGGGCCCCAGAGCAACCUACAAAGAAGCGCACGAGGCGCUUCUGUCUCUGGCGGGUGUUGGGCCCAAGGUGGCAGAUUGCAUUGCCCAGAGGGACUACAAGUUUGGCAAGUCAAAAACAAAGACUUUCAACAAGGCCUUGUAUGAUGCGAUUGGGGAUCACUUCCGGGAUAUUUGGGGCAAGUAUGCGGGCUGGGCACAUUCCGUCCUCUUUGCAGCCGAUCUUCGAGAAUUUUCGAAUCGCACUAGGAAGACCGUGGUCAAGGCGGAGGUCAAGACGGAGGUCAAAGUUGAAGAGACAGAGGACGGGACGGCUCUGGACGUUGAUAGAGCUGUCAAGCGGAGACGGACACGGCAGAGGGUCUGA
Molecule: messenger RNA, 1026 nt
Organism: Hirsutella rhossiliensis
Lineage: Eukaryota; Fungi; Ascomycota; Sordariomycetes; Hypocreales; Ophiocordycipitaceae
Product: hhH-GPD superfamily base excision DNA repair protein
Exons: 6
Coding region: 1-1026 (341 amino acids)
Biological process (GO): base-excision repair, AP site formation; base-excision repair; nucleotide-excision repair
Cellular component (GO): nucleus
Molecular function (GO): damaged DNA binding; 8-oxo-7,8-dihydroguanine DNA N-glycosylase activity
Source: RefSeq, a predicted model, not a curated record